This is a messenger RNA of Bipolaris oryzae ATCC 44560, 429 nucleotides long. RefSeq lists its product as uncharacterized. Bases 1 to 429 code for a protein of 142 amino acids. The record is from RefSeq and is a predicted model, not a curated record. The transcript has 2 exons. NCBI's taxonomy places the organism in Eukaryota, Fungi, Ascomycota, Dothideomycetes, Pleosporales, Pleosporaceae.
AUGGAAAUUCAAGGCAUUCACGUCGAAAGGUCAAUGACGGAAAAUAUGCAGCAGCCUCAGGCAGAACGCCCCGUUCGGCCAGUUCUUUUAGGAAUUGCUAUUGCCUCUGGACUGAGUCAAACGAGUGGUGCGACGGCCGCGGGGCUUGCGACUCCUGAACCGUCCCAUCCCAGUCUGCAGGGCUGGGGUGAAGUGACUGCUGGGUAUCUUGGUAGCACACAAUGCGAAGGCGAACAGCCGGUGCUUGCAGACAGAAAGACACGCAUGGUCGUCGAGAAGGGAGAGGCGCUAGAUGCAAGGUCCGUUGAGUGGCCAUGGCCAUGUAGGGAUGAAGCGAUCGGCAACGUGACUUGCAGCCAAGUAGCCAUGGUUGGACAGACUGGUAGGGAGGUGCGUUUCUUCUGGGGAAACAAGGUGCACCGAGUGUAG